AUGAUAGGCCGGGGAUUGAGGGUGGGGGUGUUAGCAUUGCUUUGUUUUCAUGUCCUUGUAGGGAGUGUGGUUCUCGCUAGAAAUUUGAAAAUUGAGGAUGAGAAGUUUUUGUUUAAGGGAGGAGGAUUUGGUGGUGGUUUUGGCACUGGUGGAGGUGUUGGAGGUGGAUUUGGUGGUGGGGGUGGUGGAGGUUUUGGUGGUGGUGAUGGAGGUGGUAUUGGUGGUGGAGCUGGUGGUGGGUUCGGAAAGGGUGGUGGAAUAGGUGGUGGAAUUGGGGGCGGUGCAGGAGGCGGGGGUGGUAUAGGUGGAGGCAUUGGUAAAGGUGGUGGUAUUGGAGGCGGUAUUGGUGGUGGUGCAGGAGGCGGUAUUGGUGGAGGAGCUGGAGGUGGCAAAGGAGGAGGAAUUGGCGGUGGUGCAGGAGGAGGAAUAGGAAAGGGUGGUGGCAUUGGUGGAGGAGUCGGUGGUGGUGCUGGAGGUGGAAUCGGAAAAGGUGGUGGCGUUGGAGGUGGUAUAGGCAAAGGUGGCGGCAUUGGUGGAGGAGCUGGAGGUGGAGUCGGUGGUGGUGUUGGAGGUGGAAUUGGAAAAGGUGGGGGAAUUGGCGGUGGUAUUGGCAAAGGUGGUGGUGUUGGUGGCGGCAUUGGCGGGGGAGCUGGUGGUGGUGUUGGAGGUGGUAUUGGCAAGGGUGGUGGCAUUGGAGGCGGAAUCGGUAAAGGUGGCGGCAUAGGUGGAGGAAUAGGCGGUGGCGUUGGUGGAGGUGCUGGAGGAGGAAUUGGCAAGGGUGGUGGCUUUGGCGGAGGAAUUGGUGGCGGUGCAGGAGGAGGAGUUGGUGGAGGUGCCGGUGGUGGUUUAGGUGGAGGAUUUGGUAAGGGUGGCGGCAUUGGUGGAGGAUUUGGUGGUGGUGCGGGAGGAGGAGUUGGUGGUGGCAUUGGAGGAGGUGCCGGAGGUGGAUUUGGAGGCGGAUUUGGGGGAGGAGGUGGUUUAGGUGGAGGAGCUGGAGGUGGUUUUGGUGGAGGAGGUGGUGGUGGUAGUGGAAUUGGAGGAUAUCACUAAACAUCCUCUUGUUAAUGAAUUUAAACACAGAGUUAAGCAUGUAUACCAUUGCUAUUGUCAUUAAAUUUUCGAAAUUAUUAUUCAUGAGUAUUAUAUGAAAUGAAAUCAAAUUUCUUCUUCUAUUCGUUAAUAAUAUGCUUACAUGCAACAUUCUCUUCCUUU
Nicotiana tabacum (common tobacco) is the source of this 1212-nucleotide messenger RNA. NCBI's taxonomy places the organism in Eukaryota, Viridiplantae, Streptophyta, Magnoliopsida, Solanales, Solanaceae. The record is from RefSeq and is a predicted model, not a curated record.